Messenger RNA from Drosophila santomea, 1185 nucleotides. RefSeq names its product INO80 complex subunit B. The transcript has 2 exons. Gene Ontology annotation, biological process: chromatin remodeling. Bases 140 to 967 code for a protein of 275 amino acids. Gene Ontology annotation, cellular component: Ino80 complex. The record is from RefSeq and is a predicted model, not a curated record. NCBI's taxonomy places the organism in Eukaryota, Metazoa, Arthropoda, Insecta, Diptera, Drosophilidae.
ACCGAUAGUAAGAUAAUUACAUUUUGUGGACCCUUUUAAUAAAUUGAAAUGUAACAAAAUACUCUUGAGAUCUAGUCAUACACAAAAAAUUUGCUGGCCGCUGCCACAAAACGUCCAUACUUAAGUUUUUUUUUUUAAAAUGGUGAAAGAAGGAUUGAUGCCGAAGCACCCUUCUAAUGCAGUGAACACUUCGGCUGAGUCUAUUAGAAAUUCUAUGACACCUAACGAACUUCAAAACGUAUUUGCCAAUACUCAUGAACAUCCGCCUAGACACACGAGAAUUAUUUACACAAAAAAAUCUCCACAAGAUGCCAAUUUCCCUCACACUUGUGCUAAAAAAGUAAAAAGACGACGCAACAGUGAUACGUCCAGUGAAGAAGAUAGGUGGCUUACUGCCAUAGAAACUGGACAACUAAACGUUGUUGAUGACGAACUUAAAAAGAUAAAAGAUCCCAAACUUAUGACAGCUCGUCAACGUGCUAUUUAUGAAAGGACACAGGAUUCGGAGAUAAAUGGCUUUUUAGAAGAGCUAAUUGCUCUUCCAAGUGGUUAUAAAGAAAAGGAAAAGCCGCAGACUGCGGAGGAAAUUCAUAAAGCUCUUUUGAAAUCUCAAAAACGAAAGCAACAAGCUGACGAAAGGCGAGAAAAAGAUAAACUGAAGACAAUGGAGCGCUUGUUAAAAAAACAGGCAACCAACAAGGACCGCACUUCAAUUCGCAAUAAGUCCGCACAACAGGCUUCUUAUCCAAAAAUGACCUAUAUAAGUGCUGUUAAAGGCAACUAUGUAAUAGUUCCCACAGGUUACGAAUUUCCUUUAAAGGCACAAAUCCCUCGUACACCGCCUCUUUCACAGGUGUGCUAUGUAAGCGGUUGUGAAAAUCGCAAGACAUAUAACUGUUCAACGACAAAAGUUCCAUUAUGCAGUCUUACAUGUUAUCGCAAGAACCUUUUACACAAUAUCAACUAAAUAAGAAAAACGUCUUUGUAAUCGGAUUUAAUUUUAAUAUUGAUUGACAAAAAAACUGUUUAUUAUUUCAUGUUGUUCAGUUUCAAUUCGCUGUAAAAACUGCAAUUCGCCUUUUAAGCGAUCAAGUUCUACUGUUUGCUCAAAUAUCUCAUAUUGAUAGACUUGCUGCAUACUCUGGCGCUGAAUAAAUGCCGUUUUUAAUUGAUUUUGUGUACCAA